AGUCUAGAGCCUCAAUUCCUGCCACUAUUUAUGGUCAAAUUCCUCGAUGACAUGGACAGGGAAAAGCCAAACAAAUUUACCUCUCAGCAACUUAGGAUUGCAACCAAUAAUUUCAACACUUUGCUUGGUUCAAGCGGUUUUGGAUCAGUCUAUAAGGGGAUUUUUAGUAAUGAAACAAUGGUAGCAGUGAAGGUUCUAAAUGGGACCUCUGAUAAAAGAAUAGAGGAACAGUUCAUAGCAGAGGUGAGUACCAUUGGGAGAACACAUCACUUCAAUCUAGUUCGACUUCAUGGGUUUUGCUUUGAGAAAUGUCUGAGAGCUCUUGUUUACGAGUACAUGGGGAACGGCUCCCUUGACAAGUACUUAUUCAAUGACAAUAAACUCUUAGGAUUUGAAAAGCUUCAUGAGAUCGUGGUUGGGACAGCUAAAGGUAUUGCUUACUUGCAUGAAGAGUGCCGGCAGCGUAUAAUCCACUAUGACAUAAAACCAGAAAACAUCUUGUUGGAUAUGAAAUUCUCUCCCAAAGUAGCUGAUUUCGGGUUAGCCAAGCUUUGUAAUAGGGAUAAAACUCACAUAACAAUGACUGGAGGAAGGGGAACUCCUGGUUAUGCAGUACCUGGGCUAUGGAUGCCCUUACCGAUUACUCAUAAAUGCGAUGUUUAUAGCUUCGGGAUGCUUCUAUUUGAAAUCAUAGGAAGGAGAAGGAACCUUGAUGUCAAUCUUCCGGAGAGCCAAGAGUGGUUUCCUAAGUGGGUAUGGAGUAAAAAUGAGAAACGAGAAAUGGGGGGGUUGAUGAUAGCAUGUGGGAUUGAGGAGAAGGAUAGAGGGAUGACAGAGAGGAUGGCUAAGAUAGCUCUCUGGUGCAUUCAGUAUAAGCCUGAAUCAAGGCCUUUGACGAGCAUUGUGGUGAAAAUGUUGGAGGGACUAGAUGAGAUUCCAACGCCCCUAAGCCCAUUCCCAUUCUUGUCAGUGGAGGCUAGUAAUUUGAGCGGUUUUGAUUCAGUUUCCUCUCAUAUGGUAACAGGUUCUACUUUUGUAACUGGCACUUCUAUCAUGAGGAAACAUGAUAUCGAAAUAGCCUCUAACUAG
Molecule: messenger RNA, 1089 nt
Organism: Camellia sinensis
Lineage: Eukaryota; Viridiplantae; Streptophyta; Magnoliopsida; Ericales; Theaceae
Source: RefSeq, a predicted model, not a curated record